AGGGCUACAUCGCGUAUCUCUCUUUCCCCCCUUUUAAACCCUCCUCUCAACGCAUAACUCCUCUCCCUCGUGUACUCUGGAGUUGAAGCCGAACCGAGUGCCUCCUUCAUCGUUACAGAUAGAUCAGAUACGAUCUUCGCUUCACCUCUCAAGAUCUGUUAAGAUGUACACUUCAAGGAAGAAGAUACACAAAGAUAAGGAUGCGGAACCCACUGAAUUUGAGGAGACAGUUGCACAGGCAUUAUUUGAUUUGGAAAACACAAACCAGGAGCUUAAGAGUGAUUUGAAAGACCUUUACAUCAAUGCGUCAGUUCAAAUUGAUGUGUCUGGAAACCGCAAAGCUGUUGUUAUCCAUGUUCCUUAUAGAUUGAGGAAAGCUUUUCGUAAGAUUCAUCUUAGGCUAGUUAGAGAACUUGAGAAAAAGUUCAGUGGGAAGGAUGUCGUUCUUAUUGCAACCCGAAGAAUAAUGCGGCCACCAAAGAAAGGUUCUGCUGCUCAGAGACCCCGCUCCCGCACUCUUACAUCUGUGCAUGAUGCCAUGCUCGAGGAUGUUGUUUAUCCUGCUGAGAUUGUUGGAAAGCGUGUUAGAUAUAGAAUUGAUGGGUCAAAGAUUAUCAAGAUAUUCUUGGAUCCCAAGGCACGCAACGACACCGAGUACAAGCUGGAGACAUUUGCUGGAGUUUACCGGAAGCUUUCUGGAAAAGAUGUUGUCUUUGAAUAUCCCAUGACCGAGGCUUAAGAGAUCUGCUGUUAAACUAGCUUUCCUGUUCUGGUGUAAGACCUAUAUUAUUGCAUUUAGUUCAAAGUAUUUGAAAUUUUGACUCAAGAGAAUGGAUUGAUAAUCUUUUGGUUAGGAAGCUGGAAACUUGGUUUAAAUGUUUCUUUUAUUUUAUGUGUUCAUUUAAAUUUCUGAAAAAUUAUGUGAUUUUGGAACUCCUAUGCUUCUAUGAGAAGUAAAGUUUGUUCUCUCCCCAA
Molecule: messenger RNA, 975 nt
Organism: Camellia sinensis
Lineage: Eukaryota; Viridiplantae; Streptophyta; Magnoliopsida; Ericales; Theaceae
Product: small ribosomal subunit protein eS7
Biological process (GO): rRNA processing; translation; ribosomal small subunit biogenesis
Cellular component (GO): 90S preribosome; small-subunit processome; cytosolic small ribosomal subunit
Molecular function (GO): structural constituent of ribosome
Source: RefSeq, a predicted model, not a curated record